AAAUUACUUCCCUGCAUUAGAAAUUGAGAAAACUUUAUCUACUUUGGAAGUUAAUAUUACUUCCCCCAGUUUGACUAAUGUGGAAUUUGCUCUUUCUGACUCUGUUUUAGAACUUGAUACAGUUAAUGAUGCUUUCAUUGAAGAUGUUAAUAAUGAACUACAAGCAACAUUAAAAUCUCUUUUAAAUGAA
Molecule: messenger RNA, 190 nt
Organism: Cetraspora pellucida
Lineage: Eukaryota; Fungi; Glomeromycota; Glomeromycetes; Diversisporales; Gigasporaceae
Source: the annotation of a GenBank genome assembly